AUGUGGUCUCUUGGCUUUCCAGGCUCUGGUCUGGGUAGCACAAACCGACCACAGAACUUCGCUUCAGGGAAGAGCUGGGCAACAGAGGCAAAGCGUGAUCAAGACUCCUCUGCUGAUAUCACUCACGAGCGCACCCGUGAGGAGGGAGAAGCGCAACAUUAUGCUCCUCUACCAUCGGCAUCAUCAUACCAAUAUCGUUACUCGAACCCGGCCGCUUCUUCUCCUCGACCAUUAUCCAACAAAGAAUUCAAUUUUCCAAGGAAAGUGAUUGUGAUGGAUAGUGAAACUAUAGCUGAACAGAUCCCUUUAUUGGAAGGAGAGACUGACAAUUACGAUGGUGUUACUGUAACCAUGAAGGACCCCAUGGAUGCUCAGGUUUUCACCGAUAGCCUAAAGGCUUCCCUUUCCCAUUGGAAAGAGCAGGGGAAGAAGGGAAUAUGGAUAAAGCUGCCUCUUAACUGUGCUAAUCUUGUAGAGGCUGCAGUUAGUGAAGGGUUUAGGUAUCACCACGCGGAGCCUGAUUACUUGAUGCUUGUAACUUGGAUCUCUCAGACUCCUGAUACAAUCCCAGCCAAUGCUUCUCAUAUCGUUGGCAUCGGUGCUUUGGUCUUCAACAACACGACUGGAGAGGUCCUCGUUGUCCAGGAAAGGACUGGUUAUUUCAAAGAUAAAAAUGUGUGGAAGCUACCUACCGGUGUUGUCGACGAGGGUGAGGAUAUUUGCACUGCAGUAGCUAGGGAAGUCAAAGAAGAAACUGGUAUUACUGCAGAUUUUGUGGAAGUGUUGGCUUUCAGGCAAAGCCAGAAAGCAUUCUUAAAUCAGAAAACCGAUUUGUUUUUCCUAUGUUUCUUAACUCCACGCUCCUACGAAAUCACCGAGCAAACAUCUGAGAUCUUGGAUGCUAAGUGGAUGCCGAUAAAAGAGUAUGUAGACCAAGCAUGGAACAAGAAGAACGAGAUGUUCAAAUUCAUGGCUAACAUCUGCCAGAAGAAGUGUGAGGAAGAAUACUUGGGAUUCUCCGCUGUGGAAACUAAGACAACAUCUGGUAAGAAGAGCUUUAUCUACUGCAAUGCUGAUCAUGCGGAUCAUCUUGUAGCAAUGCGUGACCAAGCCGCCUCCUCCUCCUCCUCCUCCACCUCCACUUUUCAAUGA
Microthlaspi erraticum is the source of this 1152-nucleotide messenger RNA. NCBI's taxonomy places the organism in Eukaryota, Viridiplantae, Streptophyta, Magnoliopsida, Brassicales, Brassicaceae. The record is from the annotation of a GenBank genome assembly.